This is a messenger RNA of Iphiclides podalirius (scarce swallowtail), 4983 nucleotides long. The record is from the annotation of a GenBank genome assembly. NCBI's taxonomy places the organism in Eukaryota, Metazoa, Arthropoda, Insecta, Lepidoptera, Papilionidae.
AUGAUGGCUAGUCCAUCUCCACAAAGCAGUCCAAUGCCACCGCCGCAGGCACCAAGUCCUAUGGGUCCACCAACUCAAAGCCCUGCUCCACCGCAGUCUCCACAUAGUCCCUACAACCAGCAACAUGUUAAUGGACCACCACCGUCUCAUUCUUCGGGACCGGGACAGCCGCAAUUAUCUAACCACAUGCAAUCAAGUGUUCCUCCUCACACAAUUGCUUCUAAUGCUAAUGGUCCUCCAAGUGUGCCACAACCGCAUCCGGGCAUGUCUCCAGGCGGGCAUCAAUUACCGCCACAUAUGGUUGGACAACAUAUACCUGGUCCGCCAGGUCAUCCAGCGUCACAUCCGCCUGGACCAAAUGGUCAUUCAAACUUAUCAGCUUCAUCUCAACAUCCUAGCAUGCCAGGACAAGGACCACCGCAUGGCUAUAUGCAGCACCAGAUUGGGCAUAUGCCUCCAACCCAGGGACCGAUGACUAUGGGCGGGGGGCCGCCUCCAGGUAACGGGAUGCAAGGUCCGCCCGGGGUGCCGUUGCCACUCGGCGGGCCUCCGCCCCACGGGGUUCAUCCAUCUGGUCUGCCAACAAUCCCGCCACACCAUGGAAUGCUGCAAUCGGCCGGCGGAUACGCGCACUCGCCAUCACCAGGCUCGACCGCCUCGUCAGCCCCGCCCGCAUCGCAGCCACCUGCCGGCGCUCCAUCUCAGCACCCGCCCUCAGCUCAGACCCCGCCUCACGGCCAGGCCCCGCCAAGCCAGGCCGCCUCCUCGUCCGCCAACGGCGCCCCGCCCUCCUCCUCGCCCAUGCAAGGCUCCCUGCCCGGCCCCGGGCCAGACAAUCUGCACGCCCUCCAGAAGGCCAUCGACUCAAUGGAGGAAAAGGGCUUACAAGAGGACCCCCGCUAUUCGCAACUCCUGGCGAUACGCGCCCGCUCGAACCCACAGGACCCCAGCAAAGGGCUGUUCUCGAACACUCAGCUAAGUCAACUGAAGGCGCAGAUAGCCGCGUACCGCAACCUGGCGCGCAACCAGCCGAUCACGCAGCAGAUCGCGCUGAUGGCGGCGGGGAAGCGCGCCGGCGAGCCGCCGCCCGAGUGCCCCACCCCGCCCGCGCAGCCCCCCUCGCCCUACGGCCAGGCGCAGCCGCAGGGCGCCGCGAAGGCGGGCGGCGGAGGCGGCGCGCCCCCCACGCCGCUGCCCAUGACCGGACAAAUGGCCCCGCCCACGCAGCCCACGCCGCCCCUCGUCAAUCCGCCGGUUGGCGGAGGCCCUCCUGUACGCGGGGCUGCACCUUUGCGUCCUCAAGGUCCCCCGCCGCCUGGACAGCCAGCCCAGCAGCAGCCCGGCAUACCUACACCAGGAGCUAAGCAGAACCGCAUCACGAGCAUUCCUAAACCGGUGGGCAUUGACCCAAUCCAAGUGCUGAAUGAGAGAGAAAAUAGGAUCGCGGCGCGCAUUGCUCAUCGCAUGGAGGUGCUAUCGAACUUGCCGGCAAACAUGUCGGACGACUUACGUCUGCAGGCGCAGAUCGAGCUGCGCGCUCUUCGGGUCCUCAACUUCCAGAAACAGCUGCGCGCUGAGAUUCUCAGUCAAGUGCGUCGCGACACUACUCUCGAGACAGCUGUCAAUAUAAAGGCUUACAAACGCACAAAGCGACAGGGCCUACGAGAAGCGCGCGCUACGGAGAAACUGGAGAAACAGCAGAAGCUGGAGGCGGAGAGGAAACGCCGACAGAAACAUCAGGAGUUCCUGCAGACGGUUCUCCAACAUGCCAAGGACUUUAAGGAGUACCAUCGCAACAACGUCGCUAAGCUAUCGCGCAUGAACAAGGCGAUCAUGAACUACCACGCGAACGCUGAGCGUGAGCAGAAGAAAGAACAGGAGCGAAUUGAGAAGGAGCGUAUGAGACGUUUGAUGGCAGAGGAUGAAGAGGGUUACCGUAAACUUAUCGAUCAAAAGAAAGACAAACGUCUCGCAUUUCUGCUGUCGCAGACCGAUGAGUACAUCGCAAGCCUUACCGAGAUGGUCAAGCAGCAUAAGCAAGAACAACGAAAGAAGCAACAAGAGGAAGAAAGAAGGAAGAGGAAAUCGAGGAAGAAGAAGUUGCUUGAGGGCGGCGAAAUCGAUGCUAUGGACGAUAGUUCGCAAACAUCAGAUCAACGGGUCAGCGUAGUGGAUCCCAAAACUGGCGAGGUGCUUAGAGGGGAGGAAGCACCGCUACUGUCCCAGCUCAAGGACUGGAUGGAGGCCCACCCCGGCUGGGAGGUCAUGUCUGAUUCUGAUGACUCUGGCGAUGACAGCCAUGAUGACGACGAAAGGAGAGCUCGAAAAGAUAAACAUCACGAGAAGAGCGAUAAGGAGAAGACAGAUGAAGAGAGAGCACGUGACAUGAUCAAGAAAGCGAAGGUAGAAGACGAUGAAUAUAAAACUGAAGAACAGACUUAUUACAGCAUUGCUCACACGGUCCAUGAAUCUGUCACUGAACAAGCCAGUAUUUUGGUUAAUGGAAAAUUGAAGGAAUAUCAGAUCAAGGGAUUGGAAUGGUUGGUGUCCCUUUUCAACAACAAUUUGAAUGGUAUACUGGCGGAUGAGAUGGGUCUCGGAAAAACAAUCCAGACAAUCGCUUUGGUCACAUACCUGAUGGAGAAGAAGAAAGUUAAUGGACCGUUCCUUAUAAUUGUACCACUGAGCACUCUUUCCAACUGGGUGUUGGAGUUCGAGAAGUGGGCCCCCACUGUGACCGUGGUGUCGUACAAGGGCUCGCCGCAAUCGCGCCGCCUCGUGCAGACCCAGAUGCGAUCGACCAAGUUCAACGUUCUACUCACCACAUACGAGUACGUCAUAAAGGACAAGGGCGUCCUCGCCAAGGUGCAAUGGAAAUACAUGAUUAUCGACGAGGGUCACCGAAUGAAGAACCACCAUUGCAAGCUCACACAAGUGCUGAACACGCACUAUGUAGCACCGCAUCGUCUCCUUCUUACUGGCACUCCGCUUCAGAACAAACUACCCGAGCUCUGGGCCUUGCUGAACUUCCUGCUGCCAUCAAUUUUCAAGAGUUGUUCCACAUUCGAGCAAUGGUUCAAUGCUCCCUUCGCUACAACUGGUGAAAAGGUGGAAUUGAAUGAAGAGGAAACAAUUUUGAUCAUCCGUCGUUUGCAUAAAGUAUUGCGGCCUUUCCUACUGAGGCGUCUUAAGAAAGAAGUGGAGAGUCAGUUGCCUGAUAAGGUCGAAUACAUCAUCAAGUGCGACAUGAGUGGACUGCAACGGGUAUUAUACAAACACAUGCAGUCGAAGGGCGUGUUGCUGACGGACGGAUCCGAAAAAGGCAACAAGGGUAAGGGUGGUGCUAAAGCCCUGAUGAACACCAUCGUGCAACUGAGGAAGCUCUGCAACCAUCCGUUCAUGUUCCCCCACAUAGAAGAGAAGUUCUGCGACCAUAUCGGCACCGGGGGCGCUGUACUUACAGGACCCGAUCUGUAUAGAGUGUCGGGUAAAUUUGAACUUUUGGACCGCAUACUGCCGAAGCUGAAGAAAACCGGCCAUAGAGUCUUGGUGUUCUGUCAAAUGACUCAAUGCAUGACCAUAAUUGAGGAUUAUCUUUCGUGGAGAGGUUUCCAGUACUUGAGAUUGGACGGCAUGACGAAAGCGGAGGACCGUGGGGAGUUGCUGAAGAAGUUCAAUGACGCCAACUCGGAGUUCUUCAUAUUCCUGCUGUCGACCCGCGCCGGUGGCUUGGGCCUCAAUCUGCAGAGCGCCGACACCGUCAUUAUAUUCGACUCCGACUGGAAUCCUCAUCAGGACCUUCAAGCACAGGAUCGUGCUCAUCGUAUUGGACAACGCAAUGAAGUUCGCGUCUUGCGCUUAAUGACUGUCAAUUCCGUGGAGGAAAGAAUUCUCGCAGCCGCUAGAUACAAGCUUAAUAUGGACGAGAAGGUCAUCCAAGCCGGUAUGUUUGACCAAAAGUCUACGGGUUCAGAGCGACAGCAAUUCUUGCAGAGUAUUUUACAUCAAGACGGCGAUGACGAAGAGGAAGAAAACGAGGUGCCCGACGACGACCUGAUAAACGAGAUGAUCGCCCGCUCCGAAGAGGAGCUGGAGAUAUUCAAGCAGACCGACAUUGAGCGCAAAAAGACGGAGACUCAGUCGCGCCUCAUCGACGAGUCUGAACUGCCGGACUGGCUGGUCAAGGACGACGAUGAGGUCGUCUGCAAUAAGGGCCAAGGCUGGAACUACCUGGACGAAGAUGAGACACUGGGGCGCGGAUCAAGACAACGCAAAGAAGUGGAUUACACUGACUCACUCACCGAGAAGGAGUGGCUGAAGGCCAUUGAUGAGGAGUUUGAAGAAGAAGAGGAGGAAGAAGACGACGAUGAUGAAGUGCUGGACAAGAAGGCUCGCAAGAAAGGGCGCAAGCGGCGUCGUCAAGAUGAUUCUGACGAAGAAGAUGUGCCAAGUUCAUCAAAGAAAAGGAGCAAAACAGAAAUUAAUCAAAUGAAAAACCGUCUUAAGAACAUCAUGAAGAAAGUGGUGGAUUACACUGAUGAUGCUGGUCGAGUGUUGUCCGAGCCAUUCAUGAAACUGCCAUCAAGACGCGAGCUACCCGAUUACUACGAUGUUAUCAAAAAACCAUUAGACAUCAAAAAGAUCAUGAACAGAAUUGAAGAUGGCAAGUAUAACGAUAUUACUGAUCUGGAACGAGAUUUCUUCACCUUGUGCGCAAAUGCACAGACGUAUAACGAAGAGGCGUCUCUUAUCUACGAAGAUUCAGUGCGUCUUCGCAACGUGUUCAUAGAAAUACGCCGACGUUAUGAAAACGGACAAAACUCGGACGAUUCUGAUGACAACGACAAAGAUGAUGACUCAGAUGGAGAAUCAAAUCGCUCAGUAAAAAUGAAGAUUAAAUUAAAAGGUAAAAGUAAGAAUACUCCUACGAGAAAACGCAAGCCACGCAAGUACAUUUCAGAUGAUGAGGAUUAUGAAGAGGAU